AUGCCGCCUGAACCAUCCAAUGGGGUAGCAGCACCAGUAUGUCAAGUUGAUGACUACUUCCACAACACUCCGCCGCCCAAGACGCUUGCCAGUCACCAAGCCUUAGUCCGAGAGUUCAUCCAGUAUCACUUGGAGAAUUCGCCCUCCCGGAGAAUCGUUCUGGUCACCUCUGGGGGGACCAACGUGCCCUUGGAAAAUCAGACAGUGCGCUUCAUAGACAACUUCUCGGCAGGCACUCGCGGAGCCACGUCCGCCGAAUACUUUCUACAGCAAGGGUAUGCCGUCAUCUUCCUACAUAGACGAUUCAGUCUUCUGCCGUACUCUCGACACUACAGCCACAGCACCAAUUGCUUCCUUGACUUUAUGAACGAGUCGGAUGAUGGGCGAGUUGUAGUUCGCACAGAAUACCAGGACGAGAUGCGGAAAGUCUUGCAGCAGUAUCACCAUGCAAAAGAUAAUCGGCUUCUGCUGGUGCUCCCCUUCACCACAGUUACUGAGUAUCUCUUCGAACUGCGCAGUCUAACUGUCAUGAUGCAACCGCUAGGUAACCGCGCAUUGUUCUACCUGGCCGCCGCCGUGUCUGACUUUUUCAUUCCGCGUGAUCGAAUGGAGGAGCACAAAAUCCAAUCUCGCGAGGGUCAUGCUGGAGACCAAGGAUCGGGGGCCGGCCGUCAACUGGUCAUCAACCUCGACCCGGUUCCAAAAGUCCUCAGCACUCUAGUCCAAUCCUGGGCCCCAAGGGGCAGCAUGAUAGUCAGCUUCAAACUUGAGACCGACCCGAGCCUCCUGGUCAGCAAGGCCGAACAAGCCUUGAAACGAUACCACCACGACCUCGUCAUCGGUAACCUCCUAAUGACUCGCAAAUGGGAGGUGGUCUUUGUUACUCCAGAUGGUGGAGAAAGAUGGAUACGAGUCCCGAAAUCACGGAGGUCCAAAAGCAUAUCGGGGGUAGAAGAACUGGUGGGAAAAGCAGAGCGCAAGCAUGAUCCGGAACCCGUCGACUUAGAGGGGGGUACAAUGAUGGACGGGGUGGAAAUAGAAAGCUUGAUCGUGCCCGAGUUGGUGCUGAUGCACACCAAAAGGAUGGAGCAGCAGUCGUGA
This is a messenger RNA of Capronia epimyces CBS 606.96, 1101 nucleotides long. RefSeq lists its product as uncharacterized. Gene Ontology annotation, cellular component: nucleus; cytoplasm. Lineage: Eukaryota; Fungi; Ascomycota; Eurotiomycetes; Chaetothyriales; Herpotrichiellaceae. Gene Ontology annotation, biological process: coenzyme A biosynthetic process. The transcript has a single exon. Bases 1 to 1101 code for a protein of 366 amino acids. Gene Ontology annotation, molecular function: phosphopantothenate--cysteine ligase activity. The record is from RefSeq and is a predicted model, not a curated record.